Molecule: messenger RNA, 1272 nt
Organism: Cylindrotheca closterium
Lineage: Eukaryota; Bacillariophyta; Bacillariophyceae; Bacillariales; Bacillariaceae
Source: the annotation of a GenBank genome assembly
AUGUUUGCUCACCUACCAAUAGGUUUCUACUCUAAUAUGAGAAGUAUCACUGGUGAACGAACAGUACUACACCUCAAGAAGUCUACAUAUGGGACAACUAUUGCUCCAAGGCUAUGGUACAAACAUUUAAUGAAGGCAUUUCACGAGCUUGGAUUUGAAAGCUCCUCCUACGAUAAAUGCUUCCUUAUUCGCAAAGACAUGAUGAUUGUCGUUUAUGUCGACGACUGCGGUAUCAGCACUGACAAACCAGAGAAAAUCGAUGAACUUGUCAACCAGCUGAAAGAAAAGGGAUUUGAUUUGGAGAUUGAAGGCGACUUUGAAACGUUUCUUGGAGUCAAAAUUCGCCAGAUGAAGGAUGGUAGAUACCACCUCCUUCAAGAAGGGCUCAUCAAGAAGGUGCUUGAAGCCGCCAAGAUGACAGACUGCAGUCCCAAUCACGUUCCGGCUGCACCAACCCCACUAGGAAAGGACCCUAACGGAGAACCUUGGUCCCAACAUCCCUGGCGCUACAGCUCAAUUGUUGGGAUGCUAAUCUACCUCUGCACAAAUACUCGCCCAGACAUCAGCUAUGCAGUCUCCUGUGCGGCCCGCUUCAACAGCAAUCCAAAAGUCAGCCAUGCCACUGCCGUCAAGACAAUCCUUUGUUACCUCAAGAAGACAUCCAACAAAGGGUUGAUUGUGAACUUUAAUGGAACUCUUGACCUUGAAGCAUACUGUGAUGCAGAUUUUGCAGGACUGUUCAAAUCUGAGGCUCCAUAUGAUCCAGCAGUGUCUCGGUCUCGUGGCGGAUAUAUCAUUUUCCUUGGAGGAGUUCCUCUCAUUUGGAAAAGCUCGCUCUUAUCGUGCACUACUCUCAGCACUCUCGAGGCUGAAUAUGUUCAACUUUCUUGCUCCAUGACGGUUCUUCUGGGGCUCAAGAAUCUAAUCAAAGAACUUCUUCCACGGCUCCAACUUCCAAACUUGACCGCUUUUGUUCGCUCCAUCAUCUUCGAAGACAAUGCUGGUACACUACUUCUUGCUAUCAGUCAACGAAUCACCAAUCGCACCCGCUAUUUGAGCCAGUUCUAUCAUCAUUUCUGGUCCUUUGUCCAUUGCCCUCAAGAUGGCCCUCCUCAAAACAACCCCAAUGGUCCUUGGCAUGAUGGAAAAAUCAAAGUAUCCAAGAUUACCACUGAUAAGCAACGAGCAGACAUCUUCACUAAAGGUCUGACUCGAGUUCCCUUCAAACGCAACCAAUUCUCCAUCAACGGAUGGUACUCAUUCUCUCUUUGA